This is a messenger RNA of Cordyceps militaris CM01, 1038 nucleotides long. RefSeq lists its product as uncharacterized. The transcript has 2 exons. The record is from RefSeq and is a predicted model, not a curated record. The coding region runs from base 1 to 1038 and encodes 345 amino acids. Lineage: Eukaryota; Fungi; Ascomycota; Sordariomycetes; Hypocreales; Cordycipitaceae.
AUGCCAUCCUCCCAAUCAACAGAGCCUCCUCGUUGGGGCGCAUUUCCUUCAGAACAAUACCUUCUUCAAAACUGGAAUUCCGCGUCGGAAGAGACAGACACGGACCAAAGGCGACGACUCAUUCGCGACUUUGUCCGGAAACUCGACGCCAUCCCCGAGGAAUGGGACACCGUCUUCGAUCCUGACCGGCGGGACCAGGGCAUGGUCGUGCCGCCGUCCGAGGCGCAAAUCAGCACCAUCCUCGCGCCCUGGCGAGCGCCCAGCCUACGACUCGCCGCUGCCAAAAUAGGGAGCGCACCGCCCGUGGAUCAGCUCGUCUGGCUGCGCACACAUUACGCCAAGGACCGGGCUGCACGGGACCGCGACGACCAGACUCUGCGUCGGUGGGUGGAGACGGCCCGCGACGAGGACCCGACGGCGCCGUGCGACACGUUUGAGGAAGCCUGGAGCUGCCUGGUUCUGAACAAUGACCGUCUUUUCGACGUUGGCGAGGACUGGUCUGCCGUCUUUGACCUCGUGCCCGAAAUCCUCGGACCGUUUGCAGACGCGGGCCAAGACUCGCGCAGAAUCCCGUGCGACGGAGCGUACGACGGAGCCGGCAGCGACACCGUGGCGACGAGGCGACGCCGGCUGCGCGAGAACCUGGCCGUCAUCGACGGGUACGCGGCGCGCGCCCGCUUCGUCGACCGUGAGCCGUGGCUCAAGUCGCUCUGCGUGCGCACGGCCCUGGUCGUCGUCGAUGAGCGCGCGUUUGCGACGGGCGGCCUGCUCCGGAUCGUCUUUGUCGAUCCCAGAGGCAACGAGGUGCGCUCGUCGCGCAGCAUGUACGACGACAACUGGUGGACGCUCAAGGCGGACCUGUGCGGAGGCGGGCUGGGGACCAAUACGUGGUGGGAGUACGACAGCGACGACGACGAGGAAGAGGCGGACGACUGGCACGACGGCGAAAAGUACCGCGCCGGGGGCGAGAUUGGAAAGGUCCUGUACGGCGUCCAAGACAUGCUGCAAGAGGCAAGACUGUCAGCGCCAGACAGUUGA